Molecule: messenger RNA, 1530 nt
Organism: Kwoniella shivajii
Lineage: Eukaryota; Fungi; Basidiomycota; Tremellomycetes; Tremellales; Cryptococcaceae
Exons: 7
Coding region: 1-1530 (509 amino acids)
Cellular component (GO): membrane
Source: RefSeq, a predicted model, not a curated record
AUGUCAUCACCACCUUCACCCAUCUCAAAACCUCAUUUAGGUCCUUCAGCACCAGAAGAUCAACCGGCAACAACCUUAUCCACUUCACAAGAACAAGAAAAACAAAACGGUUUUAGUCCUUUAGAAGUAUACGAAAGUAGACAUACGAUAAAUAAAUCAAUGCCAGAAAGUCAAGUUACAAAUAAUACAAAUCCAGCUAAAUUGGUAGCUGCAAGUGAAAUAAAACCAGAACAAGGUAAAAUGAAAAUGGAAAAAUUCAAAUAUUCAUUCUUCGCACCUGAAAUGACCCCACUGAGAGGUGUAGCGAUGAAGAUAUUAGGCGGAACACUGUUCAUCACUAUUAUAGUCAUGUGGUUGACACUACCUUUUUACUGGGGUUCACUAUGGAAAGCAAAUCACUACACCGACAAGUUGACUGUCAGAGUUAUCGAUCAAGAUGGAGGUGCAAUUGGUUCUACCGUUUCUCAAUUUUUGUUGGCUCAGAAAAACCUACGAUAUUUCGUUACUUCACCUUCGGAAUUUCCUACUGUGACAUCUCUCGAGGAUGAUAUAGUCAAUGAAGGAGCAUGGGCGGCUAUCGUGAUUGAAGCAGGAGCUUCAACCGCUUUGGCUCAAGCUAGAUCUAUCGGUGAUUCAACUUAUAACCCUUCGUCGGCCAUUGGAGUAUACUAUUCUCAAGCCAGAUCCGAAACUGCUGUAGGCAGUUAUCUCCUUCCAUAUAUGCAACAAGCUCUAGGUCAAAUCUUAAAUCAAUACAAUGCUCAAUCUGCUUCUCAAUACUUACAAGCGAAUGCGAAUAACGUCACUGCCAUUAACGCAAUUGCAUCAGCACCAACCACAAUCUCAAACUCAGUUUGGUAUACUCUCAAUAACCUAAGACCGUAUGAUCAACCCGUCGCUCAAGCGAUCACAUUAGUCGGAUUAAUUUACAUGUUGAUUUUCUCCUUCGUCAUAACCAUGUCAAACAACGCUGUUAGAGAAAUCAUCGCACCAUUCUUAACGACCAAGGCAUAUUUGGUUUACAGAAUCGUGGUUCCACUCCUCAUGUAUUUCGUAAUUUCCUUCUUCUUCGCCAUGGUAAAUUUACCAUUCAAGAUUCACUUCGGUGCUCAUUAUACCUAUGCUGGUGGAUUCUUCCUUUGGUGGUUCACUCUUUUCUUAGGAAUGGGAUCUGUUGGAUUAUCUACGGAAUUCAUGAUCACUGUAUUAGGGCCAAGAUUUAUCGCUUUCUUCUUAUUCCCUUUGAUUAUCUCAAAUGUCUCAGUCGUAUCUUUACCACAUGAACUCCAACCUUGGAUCUACAAAUAUGGAGCUGCUAUGCCCUUCUACAACGCCUCAAGAGUAGUUCGAACCAUCAUUUUCAACACAAGGAAUGAAAUCGCUCAAAACCUCGGCAUCUUACUCGCUUGGGUAGUCGUCAAUAUCCUCACUAUUACAGUCGCUACUUGGUUAUUCAGAAGAAAGAGCGUUAACCAACAUAACAAGGAAGUAGGAGAAAAUGAGAUGGAUAACGUGGAGCGAGUCAGUUGA